Molecule: messenger RNA, 1497 nt
Organism: Echinostoma caproni
Lineage: Eukaryota; Metazoa; Platyhelminthes; Trematoda; Plagiorchiida; Echinostomatidae
Source: the annotation of a GenBank genome assembly
AGUCCUGCUGUCAGUGCGGGAACUGUGGGCUCAACUGGUGCUCUUUCGGAAACGCAUAACACAGUUGUAUCCGGUCAGAUCCAUGGCUCAGUUCGCAUUGUGGGUUCCGUGAGGAAUGCUGUUUACGGCACUGUAUCGGAAAGUUCUUCGGGUAGUGCUUUGAAUCAGCCACUUGGUGUGUCCACCGUGGAAUUGUCCGGCUCCGGCCCCGGUGGUAUGAAUGCCAGUCUACCCAGUUUGCUACGGCAUUCUGGUUCGGAUAAUCGUCUGACUCCUCAAACCACCACUACCGGCUUCUCACUAAGUUUCCCUGGCGGUCCAGGUUCAAUGCGUACAUCCAUUGCCACCGGAUUUGCUGCGUACAUACAGCCACUGAUUUCAGAUUUGCAAAAGAUGGUCGAACGUGCACUGCAUGACCCGAGUUUCGCUCGGCGUGUUUGUCGCGCUAUCAGUGAGAUCUCACAAGAAACAAAACCAUUUCGUGAAUCGAUGGGUCUUUUACUCCCUCAAGAUCUACACUUAUGCUUGAACAAAACAACCCGUCCUGGCGACAAGGAUCCCACACCGGAUUCUAAAGUCAAAUCGACAAAACUCCCUUUAGCGAUCGAGUAUUUGGACACUGAUACAACUGGACGUGCGGUGAGCGGUAAACGUUCAAGACCCACGGAUGUUGUAGAUCAAGGUGAUUCAGUGGAGAAUUUGUCUGGACUUGGUGUUCGUGGAUCGAACACCGCGAACAGUUUGACGGAACGUUUAGAUUCGAUACCCGAGACCGCGGAUCCGCUGGAUAGCUUGGAUGGGAAACCGAGCAUGAAGAAGCGCCGCUUAGAUGGUGAACUAGGUUCCACAGAUAACGAGGAUUGUGAAUUCAAUACUAAUGAACCCGUUGAAUCGCAUCACACGAAACCUGCGGUUGCGGUAUUCAAUAAAAUUNUUCCAGAUUAUUUGUUCACCAAGAACCCCAUAGUCUAUGACCCCGAGUCGGAUCCGCUAACCUCAUUCGGUGCAGAUCAGUUGGAACGACUAAACCCUCGAAUUUUACAUGAAAUCCAAUUACUGAGUAGCAUCAAUUUGUGCGUUCAAGCUAAUAUAAAUCCGCCAAGUAUUGAUGAAAUGGAGACUUAUGUGACGUGCUUGGAUGCAGGUGAAUGGAAUACAAGUUGUCAUCUCAAAAUAAUUCCUAAAGACCAACUGAUCGCUCAACUUCCAUGCACUCCGCCUAUAUUGAUGGUACGUCUUGCUCCGGACUAUUUGGAAGCCGGCCAGAUCAAUUGGUUCUACGAACCCCGAUCCCGACUGCCUCGUCCGGAAUCCGCCACACUGCAUACCCCAGUACAGUACUCCCCUUCUGAGAAGUCACACUUUCUGGAUUUAUGUUAUUCCGAAUUAGAUCGCAAAUUGCAGCAAAAUCUGCGGCGCUCCUCGCAUUAUCGCCGGACUCUAUUCGCUUUGGGAAAACAUUGGGUAAAUCACGUGGUUUGCUCCAGAUGCCUUUGA